Hansenula anomala is the source of this 1392-nucleotide messenger RNA. RefSeq names its product amphiphysin (gene RVS167). Gene Ontology annotation, molecular function: protein binding; lipid binding. Gene Ontology annotation, cellular component: Rvs161p-Rvs167p complex; mating projection tip; actin cortical patch. The transcript has 2 exons. The record is from RefSeq and is a predicted model, not a curated record. Gene Ontology annotation, biological process: endocytosis; plasma membrane tubulation; actin cortical patch localization. Lineage: Eukaryota; Fungi; Ascomycota; Saccharomycetes; Phaffomycetales; Wickerhamomycetaceae. The coding region runs from base 1 to 1392 and encodes 463 amino acids.
AUGAGUUUCAAAGGGUUUACCAAAGCCAUUAAUAGGGCUCCACAAAACUUUAGACAAAAGUUUCAUAUGGGUACAAGUACCUCAGAUCCUGUUUAUGAAGAUGCUGAAAGAAGAUUUAAGGAAAUUGAAGUUGAAACUCAAAAAUUGAGUGAUGAAUCCAAGAAAUAUUUCACAGCCGUUAAUGGUAUGUUGAAUCAUCAAAUUGGGUUUUCAAAAGCUAUGGAGGAAAUCUUUAAACCAAUUUCUGGUAAAUUGUCUGAUCCAAACUCAACUAUUCCUGAAGAUAAUCCAGAAGGUAUUGAAGCUUCAACACAAUAUAGAGAGAUCGUGGCAGAUUUACAAACUACAUUGAAACCAGAUUUGGAAUUAAUCGAUACCAAGAUUGUUAAACCUGCACAAGAAUUAUUAAAAGUGAUUCAAAGUAUUAGAAAAAUGUCUGUUAAAAGAGCUCAUAAACAAUUGGAUUUGGAUAGACAUAAAAACACUUAUAUGAAGUAUGAAAACAAGAAGGAGAGAACUCCAAAAGAUGAAGAAAAACUAUACAAGGCUGAAGCUGAUGUUCAAAUUGCACAAGAAGAAUAUGAUUAUUAUAAUAAUAUGUUGAAGGAAGAAUUACCAAUCUUAUUCCAAAUGGAGGCACAAUUUGUUCAACCUCUAUUCGUUUCAUUUUAUUUCAUGCAAUUGAAUAUUUUUUACACAUUAUACAAUAAAUUUGAAGAUAUGAAGAUUCCAUACUUUGAUUUGAAUACAGAUAUUGAAGAAGCAUUUGCUGCUAAAAGAGGUGAUAUUGAAGAAAGGGUUGCAGAAAUUGGUAUUACCCAUUUCAAAGUUGGACAUGCUAGAGCUAAACUAGAAAUGACUAAACGUCGUUAUGGUAAAGGAGGUGAAGAAUCUCCAGGAGGUGUUGUUUCUCCAACCUCAACAGGGUCUAACCUACCACCAUACACACCACCACCAACAGGUGCUGCUGGAGGUUAUGGUCUUACACCACAAGGCUAUCCAGAUGAAAAGAAGGAUCCAUAUGGUCAACAGCCAGCUUAUGGCCAACAACCAGCUUAUGGUCAACAACCGGCUUAUGGCCAACAAGCUACACCUCAAUCAUACGGAGCAGCUCCAGCUUAUGCUACACCACCUACACAAUAUUCAAGUCCAGCACCAGCAGCUGCAGUGCCGCAAUAUGGUUCUCCGGCACCAGCUCCAGUGCCAGCUCCAGCAGCUGAAACUUGUACAGCAUUGUAUGAUUAUAGCGCACAAGCUGAAGGGGACUUAUCAUUCGCCGCAGGUACUGUUAUUGAAAUUGUCCAAAGAACUGCAGAUGCUAAUGGAUGGUGGACUGGUAGAGCUAAUGGAGUUACUGGUGUUUUCCCUGGUAAUUAUGUUCAAUUGAAUUGA